This is a messenger RNA of Hirsutella rhossiliensis, 1086 nucleotides long. RefSeq names its product ATP12 chaperone protein. The transcript is spliced from 3 exons. Bases 1 to 1086 code for a protein of 361 amino acids. Gene Ontology annotation, biological process: mitochondrial proton-transporting ATP synthase complex assembly. Gene Ontology annotation, cellular component: mitochondrion. The record is from RefSeq and is a predicted model, not a curated record. Lineage: Eukaryota; Fungi; Ascomycota; Sordariomycetes; Hypocreales; Ophiocordycipitaceae.
AUGAUGGCUCACGGCGAAUUUUCCCCCCAGCACCAGCGCGUCUACUCCGUCAACAUGAAGGUCCCGACGCGAUUGAGCCUUCGUCUGCUGCCGCAGGCCCUCAAAGGAUCCACGCAUGCACGCCUGAUCCACUCCAGCGCUGCACAGGCGGCCAAUGUCGUCCCCGUUGUCGGGACUGGACCACCGCCUGAGCCGCCGACUCCUGCCACCAGGCCCUUCAACGAUAGGAUUGAGCGCCGCAAACGGCAGGCUGAGCUGCUCAAGGCGACAAAGGUGAUUCGGAAUGCAAAGGAUGGCAAGUCGACGACGUUGAGUGGGAGGUUUUGGAAAGACGUCAGUGUCAAGGAAGUCAAUGGUGCGUUGGAGGUCCAUCUUGACACCAGACCACUACGACACCCCCAAACAAAGGAAAUCGUUCGACUCCCAACCUCCAAACCGAACCUCGCCACCGCCCUCGCCCUCGAAUGGGACACCCUAACAUCAGCACGUCAAUCCACGAAGCAGCACCUCAUACCCCUGACGAGUCUCGUCUGCCGCGCUCUCGACAUCGCAGACGACGACGCAUCGGGCGCUGCAAAAAUCCGCAGAGACGUAACCGCCUCGGUUCUGAGAUACUUGGAUACGGACUCACUGCUAUGCUGGGCGCCUCCUGCCGGCCCACACGAUCUGCGCAACGACGCCGGGGAAUGUCUACGGGACGUACAGAAAAGAGCGGCGGCGGAGACGGUGUCGUUCCUGACGACCCACCAGCCCGAGGGAGUGCGCGAGAUUGUGCAAGGAUGGGUCGAGGGCCUCGAUGCGUGGGAAAUUGUCGGGUUGGAGAGGGCCGUGCUGGCGGGCAAGAGCCUCAUCGCGGCUGCAAGGCUCGUCGCCGAGUGGAGCGAGGGCCCUUCGGGAAAGCGCAACGUCAGCCGCAAGAACCGAUUUGGCAUCCAAGAGGCUGCUAGAGCCGCAAGCCUCGAAGUCGAUUGGCAGAUUACGCAAUGGGGAGAGGUCGAGGACACCCAUGACGUGCAAAAGGAGGAUCUACGGAGGCAGCUUGGGAGUGUGGUGCUGUUGGUCUCGGGGACUGGCCAGGCAGCCUAG